Messenger RNA from Galeopterus variegatus (Sunda flying lemur), 1818 nucleotides. RefSeq names its product cerebral endothelial cell adhesion molecule (gene CERCAM). Bases 1 to 1818 code for a protein of 605 amino acids. Lineage: Eukaryota; Metazoa; Chordata; Mammalia; Dermoptera; Cynocephalidae. The transcript is spliced from 13 exons. The record is from RefSeq and is a predicted model, not a curated record.
AUGACGCGCGGGGGACGCCAGGCGCGGACUGCCGCGGGAUGGCGCGCCCAGCCGCUGCUCCGGCUGCUGCUCCUGCUGGGGCCGCGGCUCGAGGCUGCGGGCGUCGCGGAGCCGCCGCUGCCUGCCGUGGUCCUAGCCAUCCUGGCCCGCAAUGCCGAGCACUCACUGCCCCACUACCUGGGCGCGCUGGAGCGGCUGGACUACCCCCGGGCCAGACUGGCCCUCUGGUGUGCCACGGACCACAACAUAGACAACACCACAGAGAUACUGCAGGAGUGGCUGGCAGCUGUGGGCGAUGACUAUGCAGCUGUGGUCUGGAGACCUGAGGGGGAGCCCAGGCCCUACCCAGAUGAAGAGGGUCCCAAGCACUGGACCAAAGAAAGGCACCAGUUUCUGAUGGAGUUGAAGCAGGAAGCCCUGACCUUUGCCAGGGGCUGGGGGGCUGACUACAUCCUGUUUGCAGACACAGACAACAUUCUGACCAACAACCAGACACUGCGGCUUCUGAUGGAGCAGGGGCUGCCAGUGGUGGCCCCAAUGCUGGACUCCCAGACCUACUACUCCAACUUCUGGUGCGGGAUCACCCCCCAGGGCUACUACCGCCGCACAGCAGAGUACUUCCCCACCAAGAAUCGCCAGCACCGAGGCUGCUUCCGUGUCCCCAUGGUCCACUCUACCUUCCUGGUAUCGCUGGGGGCUGAGGGGGCAUCCCAGCUCGCCUUCUACCCCCCUCAUCCCAACUACACUUGGCCCUUCGACGACAUCAUCGUCUUCGCUUAUGCCUGUCAGGCUGCUGGGGUCUCGGUCCACGUGUGCAAUGAGCACCGUUAUGGGUACAUGAACGUGCCUGUGAAGUCUCACCAGGGACUGGAGAACGAGAGGGUCAACUUCAUCCACCUGAUUUUGGAAGCACUGGUGGAUGGGCCCCCCAUGCAGGCCUCAGCUCACGUGUCUCGGCCCCCGAAGAAGCCCAGCAAGAUGGGAUUUAAUGAGGUCUUUGUUAUCAGCCUGGCCCGCAGGCCUGACCGCCGUGAGCGCAUGCUCAGCUCGCUCUGGGAGAUGGAGAUCUCUGGACGUGUGGUGGAUGCUGUGGAUGGCCGAAUGCUCAAUAGCAGUGUCAUCAGGAGCCUUGGCGUGGACCUGCUCCCUGGCUACCAGGACCCCUACUCGGGCCGCACACUGACCAAGGGCGAGGUGGGCUGCUUCCUCAGCCACUACUCCAUCUGGGAGGAGGUGGUUACCAGGGGCCUGGCCAAGGUCGUGGUGUUUGAGGACGACGUGCGCUUUGAGAGCAACUUCAGGGGGCGGCUAGAGCAGCUGAUGGAGGAGGUGGAGGCAGAGAAACUUCCAUGGGACCUGAUCUACCUCGGCCGGAAGCAGGUGAACCCCGAGGAGGAGGUUUCUGUGGAGGGGCUGCCAGGCCUGGUGGUGGCUGGGUACUCCUACUGGACGCUGGCAUACACCCUGAGCCAGGCGGGUGCCCGCAAGCUGCUGGCCUCCCAGCCCCUGCACCGCAUGCUGCCUGUGGACGAGUUCCUGCCCAUCAUGUUUGACCGGCACCCCAAUGAGCAGUACAAGGCACACUUCUGGCCACGGGACUUGCGGGCCUUCUCGGCCCGGCCUCUGCUCGCUGCCCCCACCCACUAUGCAGGGGAUGCUGAAUGGCUCAGUGACACGGAGACAUCCUCCCCCUGGGACGACGAUAGCGGCCGCCUCAUCAGCUGGAGUGGCUCUCAAAAGACCCUGCGCGGCCCCCGCGUGGACCUGGCUGGCAGCAGUGGGCACAGCCUCCGCCCUCAUCCCCGGGACGAGCUCUAG